This is a messenger RNA of Penicillium antarcticum, 891 nucleotides long. RefSeq names its product SDR family oxidoreductase. NCBI's taxonomy places the organism in Eukaryota, Fungi, Ascomycota, Eurotiomycetes, Eurotiales, Aspergillaceae. The record is from RefSeq and is a predicted model, not a curated record. Bases 1 to 891 code for a protein of 296 amino acids. Gene Ontology annotation, cellular component: endoplasmic reticulum; lipid droplet. Gene Ontology annotation, molecular function: acylglycerone-phosphate reductase (NADP+) activity; triacylglycerol lipase activity. Gene Ontology annotation, biological process: triglyceride catabolic process; phosphatidic acid biosynthetic process. The transcript is spliced from 6 exons.
AUGCCGGGAGCAAAAGACAAGCGCAGAUCGGUGCUGAUCACAGGAUGUUCCCCUGGUGGCAUAGGAAACUCCCUCGCGCGUGAAUUCCAUCGCAAUGGACUGCGCGUACUAGCCACAGCUCGUGAUGCCAGCUCCCUGUCCGAUCUAGCCGAGUUUGGCAUCGAAACCCUAAGCUUGACGGUUGAUGACCCGGAGAAUGUGAAGACAUGCUUUGCAGAUGUCGAGAAGAGACUCGGUGACAAGGGUCUCGAUUACCUUGUUAACAAUGCUGGUCGGAACUAUACCGUCCCGGCCAUGGAAGUAGAGCUUUCUGAGGCUCGCUCAGUGUUUGAGACCAACCUCUUCGCCGUCAUCACCAUGUGCCAGACCUUCCUGCCGUUGCUCAUCAAGGCAAAGGGCACUAUUGUUCAGGUUGGCUCUAUUGCCGGAAUUAUGCCAUAUGUAUUUGGUUCCGUCUACAACGCAUCCAAAGCAGCACUGCACUCAUUCAGUGACACACUUCGCGUGGAGCUAGCUCCAUUGGGUGUUCAUGUCACCACCGUAGUGACCGGAGGUGUUCAGUCGCGAAUCGCACGCGUCGACCGCACCUUGAAGCCGAACUCCCUGUAUACCUCGAUUGAAGCCGAGUAUGAGCAACGGGUGAAGCAUAGCCAGAAAGAUGCCAUGCCGCAUGCUGCCUAUGCGCGCAGCGUGGUUACUCAAUUGCUGUAUGGAUCUGCCCCCUGGAGAUGGCUGCCCUGGGCUCAAGGCCGAAAAGCCUGGAUCUGGGAGGGACAUGCUAGCUGGGUGAUUUGGCUCCUUUCGGGAGGCUGGGCAUGGUCGGGACUGUUUGGUCGGGUCAUGACUAACAUGUUCAAACUGUGGAAGGUCAAAAAGGGCGCACGCAAGUAG